CUUUCUCUGUCCUCACGUCCCUGACGCUCUGACCACCGUAUAUUCAUUCGUUCAUUCGCUCGGUGCUCAACUUUUCCAGGCCCAAGAGAAAUCUCUCCGUUCUAAGCUUCGUGGAAAUGCAUAUAGCUGAGAAUUAGGGUUUUGGAUUUGAAGAAAAAUGCCGUUGGCAAGGUACCAGAUACGGAACGAGUACAGCUUGGCGGAUCCGGAGCUGUACAGAGCAGCGGACAGGGAUGAUCCGGAGGCUCUCCUGGAAGGCGUGGCCAUGGCCGGCCUUGUUGGAGUCUUGCGCCAGCUCGGCGACCUUGCGGAGUUUGCUGCUGAGAUAUUCCGUGACUUGCAUGAAGAAGUAAUGACAACUGCUGCAAGAGGCCAUGGUCUUAUGGUUCGCGUUCAACAGCUUGAGGCAGAAGUUCCUUCAAUUGAGAAGGCAUUUCUGUCCCAAACAAGUCAUUCAUUAUUAUUUUCCAAUGCAGGUGUUGAUUGGCAUCCUAAUCUGCGUACGGAACAGAAUCUGGUAACUCAGGGGGACUUACCUCGCUUUGUUAUGGAUUCUUAUGAAGAAUGCCGGGGUCCACCACGGUUAUUUCUGCUGGACAAGUUUGAUGUUGCGGGGGCUGGGGCUUGUCUAAAGCGUUAUACUGAUCCAUCAUUCUUCAAAGUGGAAGCAGCAUCCUCUACAACAGCAACAGCAACAGCAGAGGUUCAGAGGGAAAAGAAAAACCGCAAAAUGAAGAAAAAAGGAUCACGCUGGAGGAAUGGAGAAACACCUGAUGUCCACCUCCCGUCACAUGCCAAAUUGCAUCAGUUGUUUCUGGAGGAGCGUAUUGAGAAUGGUUGUAGUGACUCUGCACGUCUUGUGAAGUUGAAGAGAAGGCAAUUGAAUGGAUCUCCCUUUAACUCAAAAGCUGGGAAAAGUAUCAUGGAGAAAUUCCUGGAGACUCCUACUCCAGAGCAGAAGGUGCUUCAUGAAAUUUAUGUCACUUCACCCAUGAAAUUGACCAAAGAUGAUUCUAGUGAAUCAGGGCUUGAAAUACUUGAAAUCAGUACUGUGAGUCCUGGAAAGAAGUCACCUCAAGGAAAGGAAAGCGCAUGUUCCUCACCUAAUGCACAGGAAGUAGUUUCAAUACCAUACAUGGACAAGUUUAAUGCACAGGAAGUGGUUUCAAAACCAUACGUGGAUAAGUUUAAUGGCGAUGUCAUUGGUGGUGAAAUUGUGGAAGUGCCUGGACCAGCUGAUGGUGUUGAUACGGAUGAUAUUUCUUCCUCCGCCCUCCAUAACAUAGCAGUUGAUGGUGAACUCAAAACAGAAGGCAGUGUAGAUGGGUACCAUUCUGAUGAUUUGACAAGUGAGAUAGACAAUUACAUGGAUGCACUUACCACCAUGGAAUCAGAAAUGGAAACAGAAAAUGAGUAUAGAUCUAAGAAUGAGCGGGGAUUCUUGACUGUUAAAAAACGUGGGAGAGAUUCUGAUGGAAAUGAAGAAAAUCUGCAGUACCAAGCUCAAUCUUCGGAUUCUCAAUCAUUUGGAAACUCCUCUGCAUCAGAUUGUGGGAAUGGUUCAUUCAAGAAUAACAGAUCCAGUUUUUCCGACUCUGAUACACUAAGCAGUUUGGCCGAGAAUACGGCAUCUAGUGGUGAUGGAGCAGCUAAAGUGUUCCCUUCUACUGAAACUUGUGCAGCUGAGAGUGUGGAUAUGCCAUCCAGUCAGCUGAUGGAUGAGUCUAUGGGAAUCAAAUCUGAUGAGCUUGCAGUGCCUAACGGUACAUGCAUUAAGGCAGACAAGAUCCCUGAUCUUGGAGAAGCAUCAUGUAGUUCAUGUCUUACAGAUUCCAUACCUUUGCUGCUACCUUUGGAUCAUGGAGUACACUCGUCAAUAGAUGCAUUACUGGGUCCUGAAGUAGAGGAAGCGACGUUUGACUCUAUUAAGCUUGGUUCGAAGUUAUCAGAAACUGAUGAAAUUGGGGAAAAUCUAGCUUAUUCUAGAGCUGUUGGCUCUGAUGUUCCCUCCCAACCUAUGAAUGAUAUUCAUCUUAUAGUUUCUGGUGAAAGCCAUCUGGAUGGUGAAGAUCCAAAUGUUGUUUCCGAUGCUUCGCUGCAUUUGCCGGACAUUUCAGAGCUGACUCCUGAAAAUAAAAGGAGUGACAAUUCUCUUAAUAAAGUGCUUCAAACAGAAUCUGCAGAUGAAGAUUAUUCUGAAAAUUUGGUUGGAGGGAUUGGUUCACCACAUUUAAGUAUUACACCUACAGAAAAGCCGCUCCUUCGCUCAGUCUUGCCAGAAGUAGAAGCGGGUUCAGAUGUGGUACCUACUACUUGUUCUUUAGAUGUUGCAGAUCAGGAUGACAUAGUUUCCAAAGCCGGUGGUUCUCUUAUGGAAAAUGGAAUCAACUCAGAAGACUUAACUCACAUGGGGGAAACUCAAAAGACACAAAACGUAGAGGUGCAGCAACUCUCAGAUUUAAUAGACAAUAAUAUUGCAGAAGUUGAACUUGAUUCUGCAGAAUUGGGUGUUCCAUAUUCUGAUGAGAAAUCAGAUGUAGAUGACAUUCCAAGGGCAGGAGAUGGUAAGGAAGUUGGUAUGUCCACCUGCAAUGUGGAUGUGGUAGGAGGUGAUGCUGUUCCUCUUGAAGUUCCAUCUAAUUAUCAAAAUUACCCGUGCCAUGAGGAUCAUGUAAAUUUAGAUGCUGUGGUAACUGAGCCAGUUAUAGCAGAUGAGUCUCUGUCUGCUGCUUCUGUCACCAGCAUAAAUAAUGACGUCAAUGAUGUUAUUUGCCUGUCUCCAGAUCUAGCUUUCUCUCCUUCACGGAAUCAUACAAAUUUGCAAGAGUGUCAUUCUGGAUUUGCCGAUUCCCACGAGAAAGGGAAAGAAUUUAAUGAAGGAACUUCUCCAGAAUGUCUUGCAGAAACUGAGGAACACAAAAAAGUGAAUCAACUGGAAGUUGCUCCUGCAGAUAACCCAUGCAAACCAGUCUCUUCUGACCAUUGCAAUUUGAAAACAUUUGAUAAUGAUCAUGAAUCAUCUCUGGCCAAACAAACACAAAAUAGUUUGUCUGACGAUGAUGUCACAACAUCCCCAACAUAUUCAGGACUAAGCAAUCAACAGCCGGAAUCAAAAUCGCACCAUCAGAGUCAUCUUUUUGAGAAUAGUGAAGAUGAGGUGUCUUCACCUACCGGCUACCUCCCAGAGGCAGAAGCUCCUUCGGAGAAGCCGUUACCAUUCGAAGCUGAUCAAGCUGAUGUGGAAAGAUUUCAAGAAGAUGAAGCAGCUUAUAACUCUCCAAAACUUCAAUCUGAACAGAUACAAUAUCUGAAUCACGUAGAUCAGAAAAGAUGUGAGCAGAUACAAUCUUCAAAUCACUUUCAUGAAAUAGGCUUUGGUGCUCCUGAAUUUCAUCCAGAACACCUUCUAUGCCAACCUUCAGCGUUGGAGUUCUUACCACAGUCAGCUGGUCUGGAACUUGAUGGUUCUAAGCAAGCAAUGGAUCCAUUAGAGUCUGCCCUUCCUAGCUUUGGCCUGCCCCCUGAGGCAGCUCAAGUUAAUCUGGAGGAUAUGCCACCAUUGCCACCUCUACCUCCUAUGCAAUGGAGGAUGGGAAAGGCUCAAAAUACUUUCCUAACUUCUCAGAGAGAUUUGGUUGAAGCUAGUCAGUAUGCGUUCACACCAUUGCAGCCACUCGAUGAUCAGAAAGCUCAAUUUGGUUUUCCAACAAUCGAGACACAGAUUUUGCAGCAUCAGAACCCACUUUUGCCCAUCAUGCCCGUAGAAGAUGAAAAAUCCCAGCAAGUUUCUGAACAAUUAGCAAGUAAUUUGGUGCAGCCGAUUCCUUUCUCUUUGCAAGUGCCAACCAUGGUUAGUGAUGAAGAUAGUCAAUACAACUGCCUCUCUUUGGAGGGAACACAAAGCAUGAAUCCAUUCUUAACGUCCCCAGCAAUACUUGAUGAUAGACCUGAAUAUGGUUUCCUUUCUUUAGAGGGAGAAAAGGCUCACUCUAGUUCAAUCCCAUUUUCACCAAUACCAACCAUUGAAUAUACAGCUCUUAGACAUGAUCCUGAACCUUCACAAGAGAAAUUUAUUGAGCCUCUCAAUCAAUUUGGACCAGAAACAAGAUCAGAGGAUAAAACACUUCAACCCACUCAGCAAAAUUAUUCUGAAGGGGAAUGGCGAAAUCCUUUUGACACAUCUAUGCCACCUCCAAAUAUGGAAGCAGAACAGCCUCAGCAUGCUUCACCGACUUCAGAUGGAGAAACCCCUCAUGUACCAGGCUUAGUAGAAAAGCCAAAUGGCAAUCCACCGAAGAUUCCUCGUCCUAGAAAUCCUCUCAUUGAUGCUGUUGUUGCUCAUGACAAAAGCAGGUUGAGAAAGGUAGCUGAACGGGUUCGGCCUCAUAAUGGACCAAAGGUAGAUGAAAGAGAUUCAUUACUAGAACAGAUACGAACGAAGUCCUUCAACUUGAAGCCUGCAGUGGUGACAAGAGCCAGCAUUCAUGGUCCGAAUACCAACCUGAAGGUUGCUGCUAUUUUGGAGAAAGCAAAAACAAUUCGCCAGGCGUUUGCUGGAAGUGAUGAAGAAGAUGAUUCAGAUAGUUGGAGUGAUGCUUGAAAAAAACUAGGUCUAUGGUACUGCAGCAUUUUUCUACAUUGAUUAUCGCAUUGAAAUGGUUUGGGAGAUGUUGUUCUCUCGGCUAUAGUUAAUAGAAAAUUUCUGUUAUCUGGUUUAUUCUUUCUUUCUGCUUCACAUUCAUGUAUAAUACUCCCCUCAUUUCCCCCCUUCUUUGUUUCUCUCUCUCUCAUUGAAGAUGUAUCCAUUGGCUUGUAGCCAUGCUCUACCUUCAGAAAAUCAGUCUGGAGUCAAAUGUUUUAUACAGAAUGACAGCUGAGGUUCAGUGUGCAAGUGCUGUUCCAAUCAAAUUCCAAGUAGUAUUAUUUACAACCUUGGCAAGUGUAAAUUGUGUUGGAGUGGCAUGAUUUUAAUCUGUAUUAUACCGAUGCAAUUUUGUAAUCUUGUAUGUAGUGUAUUUCUGAGGCACAUUUCCGCCCAUUUUUCCUUGUAUUUGGCCAAUGUAUGAUUGGCCAUCCAUGUCCAUCUUUGUUCAGUACAGCUCAAUUACGGUGUGAAAUAUCAAAAAGUAGAAACAUAUUAACUAUGUC
Molecule: messenger RNA, 5148 nt
Organism: Alnus glutinosa
Lineage: Eukaryota; Viridiplantae; Streptophyta; Magnoliopsida; Fagales; Betulaceae
Product: protein SCAR2
Exons: 9
Coding region: 158-4600 (1480 amino acids)
Biological process (GO): actin cytoskeleton organization; positive regulation of Arp2/3 complex-mediated actin nucleation
Cellular component (GO): cytoskeleton
Molecular function (GO): actin binding; Arp2/3 complex binding; protein kinase A regulatory subunit binding
Source: RefSeq, a predicted model, not a curated record